Messenger RNA from Drosophila obscura, 565 nucleotides. It is a transcript of the gene Roc1b, whose product is annotated as RING-box protein 1B. Gene Ontology annotation, cellular component: cullin-RING ubiquitin ligase complex; nucleus. The record is from RefSeq and is a predicted model, not a curated record. The transcript has a single exon. Gene Ontology annotation, biological process: protein ubiquitination; ubiquitin-dependent protein catabolic process. Bases 113 to 484 code for a protein of 123 amino acids. Gene Ontology annotation, molecular function: cullin family protein binding; ubiquitin protein ligase activity; zinc ion binding. NCBI's taxonomy places the organism in Eukaryota, Metazoa, Arthropoda, Insecta, Diptera, Drosophilidae.
AUCACUUCUGAUUCGUUGUCGAAGCUGAACACAUAUUUUCUGGUAUAGAAAAACAGAAGCACAAUUGAAAAUUUACGUUUUGGAAAUUAGUAAAAGAAAUUAACUUUGAAAAAUGUCCGAUCACGUGGAAGAAAUUGAAGAAACUGAGGACUUCCAUGACUUGGAGGAGUUUAACGACGACGCGGCCUCCGGCAGCGGCACGCAGCAGCCCAAGGAGAACCGAUUCGUGGUGAACAAGUGGGUGGCCCAUGCCCUCUGGUCCUGGGACGUGGCCGUGGAGAACUGCGCGAUCUGUCGCAACCACAUCAUGAACCUGUGCAUCGAGUGCCAGGCGGAUCCCAAUGCAAACAAAGACGAAUGCACCGUGGCCUGGGGCGAGUGCAACCACGCCUUCCACUACCAUUGCAUCGCUCGCUGGCUGAAGACGCGCCUUGUUUGCCCACUGGACAACAAGGAGUGGGUCUACCAGAAGUACGGCCACUAAAUCAAGCGGCAAACAAGACAAGCUCCAGCAUUGGUUCACACACGUGUUGUAUUUGAGAGUUAUAAACAAAAUUAGAUACUA